Molecule: messenger RNA, 2721 nt
Organism: Parnassius mnemosyne (clouded apollo)
Lineage: Eukaryota; Metazoa; Arthropoda; Insecta; Lepidoptera; Papilionidae
Source: the annotation of a GenBank genome assembly
AUGACGGAUCCACGAUCGUCAUCAGCUCUUUUUAAGAGAGCCGAGCAGUUGAAGAGAUGGGAGGAAUCCGACACCAACAAACAGUCACCGUUGCCAAAGCGCGCUUCAAGGAUCCAAUUUUCAUCCGGUAUCGUAUUCCUGGCGGCGUGUACGGCUGGUGACAAGGACGAAGUACAGCGUCUGUUGAAAAUGGGCGCCGAUAUCAAUACAGCGAACGUGGAUGGCCUCACAGCUCUGCAUCAGGCGUGUAUCGACGAUAACCUAGACAUGGUAGAGUUCUUGGUGAGUCACGGUGCCGACGUGAACCGAGGUGACAACGAGGGCUGGACCCCAUUGCACGCGACCGCCUCCUGUGGCUUCCUCAGCAUAGCCAGGUAUCUGUUGGAGAACGGCGCGGACGUGGCAGCUGUGAACUACGAUGGAGAGCUACCAGUCGAUAUUGCCGAUUCACAUGAUGCUAUGGAGGAGCUACUCCAGAAAGCCAUCGAAGAAAAAGGUGUUGACUGUGACAAAUGCCGUAACGCUGAAGUUGACACCCUGAUGGCUGAUGCAAAGAACUGGGCUGUGAAUGGUUAUGUUGAAGUGCGGGAUCCGAAAACCGGGGGUACACCACUGCAUGUUGCUGCGGCUAAGGGCUACCUUGAUGUGGCGAAAACCCUUCUUGAAGACUGUAACGUGGAGCCGGACUGCGUGGACUACGAAGGUUGGACGCCAUUACAUGCGGCUGCAUUAUGGGGACAGAAGGAGGCGGCCGCGCUUCUGCUGAAAUAUGGGGCAGACCCCAACUUGAAGAAUUACUCGGGUCAAACAUGCAUGGAUCUCGUGGAUCCGAGCAUAUCUUCGUGGUUAGCAGAGGCUUCGUUGAAGGCGCCGCGUCGCGUUAACAAUAACAACAAUAACAAUAACAACAAACGCAAACGCAGUCCACCUCGACAUGAUGUCAAGCGUGUCGAGUUGCAGAUCACUGGCCAGACAGAUAACAUUAUUAAUGACAAGCCACCAGCGGCACCGGAGAUAAUAACAAAAAUGGCUGAAGGCAAACCACCGAAAGGUCGCGCUCCGUCACCAGAAACCACUGAGACAUCAGAGAACGCCCCUGUUACUGACGAGGCACCUUCGUGGCGCCGUUCGGCUUCCUUCAGGAAAUUAGCGGACUCAAAUCGUGAAAACAAGCUGGCAAAUAAUAUGGACAACGACACAAUACUACGGAGGACCCACAGUUUCGAAAAUGAUAAGACUUUCUAUCAACGAUAUCGCGAUGUGACGGCACGAAUAAAGGCGACGUCGUGUCCGUCUAUACCGCCACUACCGCAGUCGACGUUGGCAGCAAUCGAGCUCAGGAAAAAAGCUCAGGAGGCUACUAACAAUGCGUCAGAGAGUACUAACGAAGAUGUUCAGAUCAGAGUUAGUCCGACGGAGCGUAGAGAAAGAGAAACGAAUACGUGGAAUACACCUACAAAUGCAAGCACUACUACUAACUCGACCCCGACUAAUACCACUACGCAGACAACUGUCAGAAGCUCCGCGGAGAGCGUAGAGUCAAACAGUAGCAAUUCAACUCCGAGCGCUGCCACGCCCACCAAAUUGUCGCCCGGGAACAUUUUCAAGAAUUUCUUCAAGUCUUUCGUGCCCCCUGUUCGGGACGAGGAAAGUGAAACUCAAAGGAAAGCACACGCGAAACGCGUACGUGAAACACGACGGUCAACGCAAGGGGUAACUUUGGACGAGAUAAAGUCUGCGGAACAAUUAGUUAAGAAGAAGACGGGUAAUGGUACAACUGAGGUUCCUCUGUCCACCAACGUGAAGAAGGUCGAAGAUACGCCGACAACCAAUACUGACAAUAGUUCGACGCGAGGCGUGAACGCGAGCGGCGGAGACGUCGCGGUAACGUUAGCGCUGGCGUGCGCGUCCGCCACCGCGACAGCGACCAUCGCCGCGAACAGCGAGCGACGCCCCUCGUGGCGGUUGCGCCUCGACCCCACCAACAAGUUUGAACUGGAGGAUGCGGGCCGUGUAUCGCCAAGGCCUGCUUCUACGAACAUGACGACGGCCACAACCGCGGCAGAAGCGACGGUCACGCUGCCGUUGCGACGUCCGCCGUCCGCAUCCACAGCAAACACCACAAACGUAACCAACACCACCAUCGCCUCACACAAGGAGGAGAAUCGUAGCGAAGAGAAGGAGAAAGAUCGGGAGAGCAGUUCUGAAAGUAAAUCCUCAAGCAACGCGUCCCCAGCGAGUACGCAAGCUGCACUCAAUGUUAUACAGCGUCGACGUCGGCCCAAACGACGAUCCACCGGCGUCGGCCAUGUUGACAUGGACGACAUUGUUAACGACCGCGGCGGAGGCGGUGAAGGCGACGGAGAUAUAGACAAUGUUCAGUCUGGCAGCGAAAGGACGGAAGAUGGGGAUGAAAAAGACUACAAAGCACUCUACGAAGCGUCACAAAGUGAAGUACGCCGCCUUAGAGCCUUACUUGCCACUUCCGAACAACAACUGCGAGAGGCGCGCGCGACUAUCACUAGGCUUUCACAAGUGAAUCAAAACUCGCUGUCUGAAAUCGACAAGAGAGAAAAACGGGCCAUGGAGCGAAAAUUGUCCGAGAUGGAAGAAGAAUUAAAGCAAUUGCAAAAACUAAAAGCCGAGAACGAAAGGCUGAGAGCUGAGAACCGUGCCCUAACGCGGGUCGUGAGCAAAUUGACCAACUCUGCAUCGAAAUAG